Messenger RNA from Gossypium raimondii (Peruvian cotton), 858 nucleotides. Its product is annotated as photosystem I reaction center subunit N, chloroplastic. The coding region runs from base 120 to 641 and encodes 173 amino acids. Gene Ontology annotation, biological process: photosynthesis. The record is from RefSeq and is a predicted model, not a curated record. Lineage: Eukaryota; Viridiplantae; Streptophyta; Magnoliopsida; Malvales; Malvaceae. Gene Ontology annotation, cellular component: chloroplast photosystem I. The transcript is spliced from 3 exons.
AUGAGCACUCCUUAUCAGAUCUCCUCCAUCACAAACAAAUCUAUUAUACUACAAGGCUACUUUGAGAAAGCUAAUUGAGCUCCAUUUCCCUAGUAAACAGAGUUCUUUUUUUCACAGCAAUGGCAGCCAUGAACUCCAGUGUUUUGGCAUGCAACUAUGCUAUCUCAGGCACUGGAUCAUCUGAGCUUAAUGCCAAGCUUGCUUCAGCGCCAUCAGUUGCUUCCCCAGUUAUGUGCGGUGGUCACAAGUUGCCUGUGAUCAGAGCCCAGCAGGCUAAAUUUUCUGAUUCCAAAGGAUCAGGUGCCAGUGAAGGAAGAAGAGCUGCUAUGCUCUACUUGGCAGCUGGCCUUUUCACCACAGCUGUUGCUUCUUCUGCAAAUGCUGGGGUCAUUGACGAGUACCUUGAAAAGAGCAAAGCUAACAAGGAAUUGAAUGACAAGAAGAGGUUGGCAACAAGUGGAGCAAACUUUUCCAGAGCAUACACUGUUCAAUUUGGCACUUGCAAGUUCCCUGAGAACUUCACUGGCUGCCAGGAUCUUGCAAAGCAAAAGAAAGUACCAUUCAUCUCUGAUGAUUUGGCCUUGGAAUGUGAAGGGAAGGACAAAUACAAGUGUGGUUCCAACGUUUUCUGGAAAUGGUGAUGCGAUCCAAAUGUAUUUUUUCACUUAAACUAUCCACUCUACCUCAACAUGUAUCUAAUUUUCCCAUUUUAGGAGACUUUCCUAUCCAUUUGUUUUGUUAGCUUUCCCUAUGGUUCUGUUAUAUUUCUCUUAUAAAUGGUUGAUGGGAUUGUUAAACUCCACGGCAAUGUUAAAAAGUUAAAUCACAUAUUAUAUGCUCCAUUGGAGUGUUUGACUA